This is a messenger RNA of Schistocerca nitens (vagrant locust), 7706 nucleotides long. RefSeq names its product sodium/calcium exchanger 1-like. The coding region runs from base 44 to 988 and encodes 314 amino acids. The transcript has 7 exons. Gene Ontology annotation, biological process: calcium ion import across plasma membrane; sodium ion transmembrane transport. Gene Ontology annotation, cellular component: sarcolemma; postsynapse; axon. Lineage: Eukaryota; Metazoa; Arthropoda; Insecta; Orthoptera; Acrididae. Gene Ontology annotation, molecular function: calcium:sodium antiporter activity. The record is from RefSeq and is a predicted model, not a curated record.
UAUCACGCUGCACAUCGUAGACGAGGACAGCUACGAGAAGGACAUGCUCUUCUACGUGCAGCUGGGCGAACCGCGAAUGCUAGGCGACGAAGCAGGCCUGGCCGCCGAGGCGGAGCUCAAGAAGCCGGAGGACCUCACGCCCGAGGAGAAGGUGGCGCUGCUGGGCCGCCCCAAGCUCGGCGAGGUCACCCGCACCCUCAUACGCAUCAAGGAGAGCAAGGAGUUCAAGAACACCGUCGACAAACUGGUGCAGAGGGCAAACGCUUCUUUGUUAAUCGGCACGUCCUCCUGGAAAGAACAAUUCAUCGAAGCAAUCACGGUCAGUCCGGGGGAUGAUGGUGGAGGAGGUGAAGGAGAUGAAGAUGACGAAAAACUGCCAUCAUGUGGAGAUUACAUUAUGCACUUCCUCACUCUCUUCUGGAAGCUAUUAUUCGCCUUUGUUCCACCAACAGAUCUGUUAGAUGGUUAUUUGUGUUUCGUUGUGUCAAUAUUUGGUGUCGGAUGCCUGACGGCCAUCAUUGGUGAUGUGGCAUCGCACUUUGGGUGCACAGUUGGGCUGCAUGAUGCCGUAACAGCAAUAGCCUUCGUAGCACUGGGUACAAGUGUGCCAGACACAUUUGCAAGCAAAGUGGCAGCUUGUCAAGACAAAUAUGCUGAUGCAUCAGUGGGGAAUGUCACAGGAAGUAACGCUGUGAAUGUUUUCCUUGGCAUUGGAAUUGCUUGGUCAAUUGCUGCAAUCUACCAUUGGUCCAAGGGGGAACAGUUUAAUGUUAACCCAGGAAAUAUGGCUUUUUCUGUGACAAUAUUCUGCACAGAAGCUGCUGUUGCAAUAAUAAUCUUAGUUUUGAGGAGAUCCAAAAUGGUUGGAGGUGAACUCGGUGGUCCAAAAUGCAUAAAAUGGACAACAACAUGUGUACUUCUGUCCCUCUGGCUCAUAUACCUAAUACUGUCCAGCUUGGAAGUUUAUGAUGUGAUUAAAGGAUUCUAAAUGUGGAUAAGUGUGAGUAUUUAACAGUAAAGUAACAAUGUUUUAUUUGAACUGUAAUAUGGUGCCAACUUUACAAGUCAUUGCCAGUUUGUAAGAUAACUGCAGUUGUUCUGUAGAGAUGGAAAUGGCACCAUUUAUGUUCUAAAUCGCACAUCACAACAAGAACUGACUUUUUGUUAGAAAACUGAGUGACAGAAUUGAAUUCAUUAUGGCAAGGACAUGAUUGGUAAUACUGUUACUUGGGGCGCCAUCUUGCCAUAAGGUCAUGCACUCUGAAAUGAAUAUAUAUGUGAAUUGUGUGAGAUGUACUAUAAAGCACACUUGUUGUGACUGCUUAUGCAGCAGGUGGAUACAUGAUGGGGAUCACAGCAUGUCUGCAGUUUGAGCAGAGAGAUGUAAUUUCUAUAGGAACUCAAUCCAGAAUGUAGUGUUAUUGAGCCUCUAACUGCCAAAGAGUUGGAAGUGACCUUAAUAAAUGAUGUGCCUAUAGUACCAUAUAUUGGUUUCAGGUGAUUUUAAUGAAUCUCUAUAAGCUAAAUGAUGGUAAAAACAGAAACCUAUGGGUUGAGUUUCAGAAUGUUUUCAAAUAUGUAGUCUGUUAAUAAAUGAAAUAUUUUGAUAUGGUUUUCACAAUCAACAUGAAAUGAGUGUAAUGUAGCAUUGCCACUUCUCAAUCUUCCCAUUCAUUUGUUAUUGUUCCUUUGAAAGCAAAAUUUAAUAUAAAAAAGUACAAGAACACUGAAAAUAAACUCAAUCAAAGUGAAGGUGUUCAUGUGUGCUGAUCUGUGGAGUAAAUAUUGAAAAGAUACAUUUGAAGAGGAUUUUAUUAAUAAGAUUAGGUGUGCAAAUGAUAUAGAGAUAAGUAACUACCAACAAAACACAUUCCCAUCAAAAGAAUUGUUUAUACAUCUACUCUUAGGGGUCCUUGUUUUUUUUACUUUCAUGUCACCAUUCCAUUUUCUGACAUGUUUAUGAUAAAUUAUCAAAUGUUACAUUACACUCUUGGAAAAUGACAGUGCUAUUGAAGUCUUUAAUUUUCAUUUGCAUUUCCAUUUGCUCAAUAUAUUUCCAGAAACUGGAAAUUCAGUAGCUAUUUCUGUGACUAUGGCCCACUAUCCAGUUUUUGUCUAUUCAGUACUAACUGAAAAGGGUGUUAUGUGACAACUGGUUGUAUAUUUGUGUAGGGUAAGAAAUAAUCCAGGUACUAUUCAUUCCCAGUGUCAUGUGUAUUUGUAAGCAUGCACCCAUUUCUAUUUUUAAAAAAUAUAUAAAAAGACAUGAGAGCAUCAUCACCAACUAUCUCAUAAUUAUUGUCUACAGUUAUCAUUCCACACUGAUAGCCUUUGCUUUUGUUAUUUUAGUUCUGGCUUAUUUAAGAAUACCACCUCCUUUGAGCUCAGUGUUUUGACAAAAUUAUAGGGAAACAAACUCCUGAAGUGAUUUCCCACGUCCAUUGAUAUCUGUAUAUUUCAUUAUCCAUUGAUAUCUGUAUAUUUCAUGAAGUACAUAAUGUAAUUUUCCUGUAGAAAGUGGUUAAUCUGAUGGAAGCAAGAAAAUUAAUCACAUGAAGUUUUCUGGUGCACUUUGUACUUUAUGCCAGAAUUAACAGUGGACACUGAUAUUUUGUGCAUAUUCGAUUUCUUAACUUUGGUGUUCAGCCUAUUUCAUCUGGCCAUCUCUCAUGGCCUCCCUGCUGAUGGGACAUUUAAACUCUAAUCUUCCUUCCUUCCUUUUUAUUUCACCUUACUAACUGUUUUAUAUAUAUUCUCGGAAAGAGAUUAAUUGGCAAAUAACACAUUUGUUAUUGGAACACUUCCACACUCGGGCAGGAGACAACAACACUAAAUCUCCUGCAACCAUUGUCAUGAAUGAUGUUUCAAAUUUUCUAUCUUUAGACAAUAUUCCCCGUCACAAGUAUCACAGUGGAAAUGCACUUUAUGUUUUUUCUUUUGAGGUAUAAAGAACGCACUGUGGAACAUUUACAGUCAUAUCAUUUCUGCUCGGUAAGCCCCAAAAGGUGGUACAAACUGAUAAUCUGACAUUUAUUCCAUGUGUAUUAAAUCAACAUGAGAUAAGUAUUAUCUCUGUCCCCAAGCAUUUGUUGUAAAUAUUUCCCUUCGCAGUAUUCCCAUUUCAAAAAACUGUUGCAAAUGAAAGUUAUUAAAUACAUAUUCUUUUUGUAUGUGUCUACAUUUACUAUCUCUUUAAGCCAACACAAAAAAAUGCAAAUAAUUAUAUGAACAAAGGGAGCUGGCACUGAUGAAUAAAAAGAAAGUGUUGUGCAAUACAAGUUUAAUCUAUUUAUUUCAUCAAAUUAAAAUCUACUGAACAAUUUCCAACAGAGAUGCAAAAUUACCUUUAGGGGAUUGUCCUGGACGGAGAAAUGAGAGUGAUAACUGACCUCAAGUAACUUUGUCCACAACUCAUAGCGCAUCAUGGAUGGUAAUGAUUAGAGUAAAGCAUGUUACAAUCUACUUCUCCUGCACAAUUCUACAUCUGACAUUAAUGUAGUGAAGCAGUGAUAAUAAUCAUUGCUGCCUAUUAAAAAAUUAUACAUAUAAUAAAGAAGUUUAAAAUACUUUUAAAGAAAUAUCUCUUUCUCACAUCUGAAAUUUAACUUGCAAACUUUUGUCUUUGUGCAUUUUUAAUAUCUCUAAUGUUUUAUAAUCUAGAUUUGACUUCCUGGAUCUUCCUGUUCUCUGUAAAUAGGCUUCUAAAAUCUUUAAUAACAUUAAUUCUUUUUAUGUAUGGUAAAGCCACUUUGAGGCACAUUCAAAAUGAGAAUAAGAUCAAAGGUAGAUUUCAUUGCAAAGACAUAUAGUACAGAGCAAAACUGAUAAUCGCAUAAAGUUUAUUUUUGGAGAGUACAUCUUUCACACCUACAACAAGAAGGUAAAAAAAGGAAUUUAAAUUAACAGGUAGUAACAAAGGUGCUAUCUUUAAGCUGAUCUGUUAUUUCUAACACCCUGUUAUGUCAAAAGCUAAACUUUUGCUGUAGCAAUAAACAAUACUUCUUUUACAAAUCGAGAGAGUUUAAAAAAUUAUUAUAACAGAAUAAUAUUUCAGAAUGCAUAAAGGUAAAUGGAAAAGGUGAAUUUGCACAAAAUCCAGAAGUAUUUAAAACAGAAACACCAAUAAGCUUCAGUAAACUUCACCCUUUUGUAUUUUGUCUGGUGAUUUUAGCUUUCUCGCCUUACUUUCCAUCAUUUUGACUUUCAAUUACAAUUCAGAAGUGUCCUUGAACUGCCACAAAAACCUGUCCAUAUAGUCUCUGUUUUUCAUUGUUCUAAAAAACAUACACAUCUGAACUACAUGUCACUAGAACACAGCAGAAGCUGGUGUACUAGCAGCCUAAUAUCCCAAGUACACACAGUUUGUCCAUUCAUUAAAGCACUGUAAAAUUGUAACUGUUACACAAAUAGUGGUUGUACCAUAGGUAUAAUAUCAUGUAGUUUUGUACAGUAAAGGCAUUAUUUUGUUAGAAUUCUAAGAACAAGAAUCAUUAACAAAAUAUUUUCCUCUUUUAUUUAUUUACUUAAGGUUUAUAACAUAUACAGAAAAUUCUUAAAGUCAGAUAUGUUCUAUGUUAAAGAUAUGUGGAAUGCUUGUCAUCAUGGCUGCUAAGUUCCUACUUCAGAACCAUAAUUUCCAGGUUACACAGAGAAAUGACUGCCUUCUUAACUCCUUAUUGUGGUAGAAGAACACUCAUGAAUAUUGUGUCAGCAACAUCAGAAAAUAUUUUCAGUUGUUGAAGUCUUUGUUGCUUAUAUUUAUAAAAUUAAAAAAUUAAGGAGCAGCUAAGUUACUACAACAUCUUUUGUAUAUGUUUUAAAUUAACUACAUACUGUACCUGUGAAAUGAAAAAAGAAAAUUUUAAGACUAUAUCACAUAUUUCUAUUCAUACAAUACACUGCUUUGUAUUCGUUGUGUAAGUAUUCACAUUAUAUUUUUGUAUCAUGCCCACUGUAUAAAUUAAUACAUCGUAUAUACCACAGAGGUCACGGUCUAUUCCUCCUGAAACUAAUACAGAAAUGUGAGAAAAAUGUAUAACAAGAAAAGCUCAAAAAGCAACCAUUUUGUCAUGCAAUACAGAAUGGUUAGUGUGGCUAUUUAUUAGUGAUAUUACAGUAAUCCAUGUACAUAAAGUGUCAGUAGGGGAAAUAAACAAUUUUUUUGUAUUGUUGUUUUAUUGCAAAAAUGGAAAAAACUUUACAAUCAAAAGUGUGAAUUUGAAGAUAUUGUUAUCAUAAAACCAAAUAGCACACUGAGUAAUUACAUCAGUAAUGAAAUAAAUAGCUUCGGUUGCAGAGUUAUUUUCACUAAACAUGCUUUGAUUAUAUUCUGCUGAAAUAUUGUUGUGGUCUGUUCCACAUAAAAGACAUUGAUAUGAGCCAAUUAUAAAGUUCCUUUGAACUUAUGUGUGACGAAAAUGUAAUCUGAUCCUGUGAACUUUCCAGAAAGUGCUUUUGUUUCACGUUCUCCCAUUAGAAUUGUGUCUCUUUACUGCUAAUAUUAUUUCCCCCAAAAUACUUCAAUUGCUAAUAAUUAUUCAUCUUCAUAUAUUUUGCACUAUGAAUAAAACAGAGAUAAAAUUUAGUAACUAAUGUGAUUGUAUACUUAUGUAUUUCAUCAUCAUAGAACUGCAGUUGCUCUUGGUAGAUUGUGUUGAUUUACUCCACUUACUUAAAUGACAUUAUAAAAAACUGCCAACAGUCAUGAUAUAUCAAUCAACAUACAAUAAUAAAUUAUGUAAAUUCAGUAUAGCGCCUAUGUUUUGAUCAGUAGAAUACAGAAGUAUUUUAUCACCACAUAUCUGUGUGUUAUUGCUGCAGUAGAGUUAUGAGAAAGGUUAUUUCUUAGUUAGCUGCAUAUAGGUGAAGCUUAUUUGUGCAUCCGUCCAACCACCCUCCGUCCACCACUUCAUGAAAUACAACGAAAUCUACCUAUUCCACUUUGCUUGCAGGCUUAUUUUCUGUCACAGUUACUGAAUUCUAAAGUUUUGCUAAACUAAAUUUAGUAGCUAUAAAAAAUCUUUGGCAGAUAGACUUCAUUUUCUGAUUAUCCAAAUUCCUAACUUAUCAAUAUUACCCCUUAUGUUUUUAUUUUUAAUUGCUUUAUGGCUAAUAUCAUCAAGUGACAAAAUAAAUAAUUGUCUUCAUGAUGGCAGAAUUAAUACUGGUGUUGUAAGAAUGAGCUUUUAUAACAGAGAAGAAGCUCUUUGAUGACAUUUCAAAUUUUGUGACAGAAAGUUACAUGUAGGCCAACUGGACAGAGAAAAAAAUACUUACAAUGUUUUUUUUGUCUCAAACAGAGUAACAACAUAAAAAUAUUAACAUAUCAUUUAUAGUUGUUGCUGUACCAGUUGCAUUUGCCAUUCCUGUCAUUUUUUAACUUAUUGAACUAUAUUCCAUAUGUAAAAUUUUAUACUUGUGCAUCCAGUUAAAGUGCUAUGGUUCAUGAUAAUCAUGUUUGUUACCCAAAUAAAUUACACCUAUGUCACCUAAUACUUUGUGGACAAUGUUGCCACUCCAGUACAGUUCUUUAUUGUAUGUAUUUUAGUGUUUAUUUCUGUAGGCUGUUUGUGAAUUAAGAACACAAUUAUUUUAAACAAAGUAGCAACAAUACUUUGUUAUUUCUCUGUUUGUCAGAUAUAAUAAUAUCAUAGUUUAUUUUUUACAAGUUGUUGUCUCCUAUCUGGGAUGUCACGCAAUGAUGUAUAAGACAUAAGAGGAGCACCUACCUAUCACUUGCUGAAACUGCAAUAACUGGAACAAAGAUACUAGUCACACAAAACAAAAGAGUUUAGAGAUUGGUUACUGUUUUUGCCUAUUCUUUGAACUGUUUUUCUUGUCCUGCAUAACUUCUGAUCCAAAGGAUUAGCAGUUCAUUAAGUUUUUGUUUGACAUUCUCCAUCUUUUCUUCUGAGUACCUACUAUCCUGAUAUCAGUUUCAGCUUCAGUGACUGGUGACUUUAUUCUCAUCUUUUGUCUCAUAUGUAGUUAGUCUUCAUUCCUGACUUUUGUAUUCUGAACACACAAAUAACCUGUCUGCAAGCUGAAGAACUUAAAUACUCUGUGAAUUAUAACUGAAAUAACAAUCAAUUAUCUACAACCUUUUAAAUCAGCCCUUUAGAUAUGCAAAAAAAUUCAAAUGAGAUUCAUAUACGCAUGUGGCCAUAAAUGCUCCACAAUCCUCUUUAUUCUGAAGCAUCUGCAAUCUGGUAUAGGAAUUCAUAACUGCUUCUGCAAUUAAAGUUCUUAUAAUGUACAACAACAGACGAUAUAUGCAGAGAAGUGACAAGCGACUGCUGUCGUGCUGUAGUUUCUACAAACAGUUUCACAGUUUAAGUUACAAGAUAAAAAAAUUCUGGAGGGAUGUGGGUAGUCACAGAGAUUUCUCUCAGUCUACUCUCAACAUUUACCACUGUACAUAUCUGUAUAUUUGUAUAUAAUGUAAAAGUCAAGUUGUGCCAUUAUAAAUGUUUAGAUUAUAAGAAAAACAGUGUAUGUGUUGCAUUUUCAAUGAUGUUUGCAUGUAAGAGCUAAAAAAUUCAGAUACAAGAAAAAAAUCAUUUCUGAUUAAGCAGUUAUUUUGUAAAUAUUUAGUUCUUCCAGUGAAAACUUUUAAAACAAAUUGUAUAUAGAGGAUAUAAAUACAUGUUGUUAUGACAGGAUGUCUUAAAUGAGUCUGUUGUUUUGUUAUGAAAGAUGUUUACAAU